Kalmanozyma brasiliensis GHG001 is the source of this 3432-nucleotide messenger RNA. Its product is annotated as Zn(2)-C6 fungal-type DNA-binding domain protein. The transcript has a single exon. The record is from RefSeq and is a predicted model, not a curated record. Gene Ontology annotation, biological process: DNA-templated transcription. Lineage: Eukaryota; Fungi; Basidiomycota; Ustilaginomycetes; Ustilaginales. Bases 1 to 3432 code for a protein of 1143 amino acids. Gene Ontology annotation, molecular function: DNA-binding transcription factor activity, RNA polymerase II-specific; DNA binding; zinc ion binding. Gene Ontology annotation, cellular component: nucleus.
AUGUCCGACAGUCUCCACUUUCACUCGUCCAUGGACGUAUCUGCGCAGACCCCCGGCAGUUCCACCGGCACCCCCAACAGCCGCGGCACAAAACGCAAAGAGUCGGAUCUGGAACCUCUCACUCUCAAGAACGAAUUGAGCCCCGGACACAUCUCUCACGUCACUCACGAGAGUCCUCUCAACUACGCGAGCGACUCGGCCCACGGCAAAGACCCCUCCGGCUCGGGCAAGGACACACCUGGCUCCGCAGAAAAGCCGUCGGGGAAACGCAUCAAGACGGCACGAGCUUGCGACUCCUGUCGCCGAAAGAAGAUUCGCUGCGAUGUCAUCGACGAUGGCGGCCCGCCGCUCGGCUCGGUCAAUAACGGCAAUGGCGGUCUCGUCUGUGCCCACUGCAGGCAAUACGGAUUCGAGUGCACCUUCUUCCUGCCCAUCACAGAGACGCGCUUCAAGAAAAAGUAUCAGAGGGAAGCGGAGGAGGCAGCCGCCGCCGCCGCCGUAGCUUCUUCUUCGGGUUCCAAUGGUAUCAUGGCCGGCCAGAUGCCCAUGCAUGGGGGAGGUCACGCCGCGGGUCACCCAGCCUAUCCUGGCAUCAUGUCAACGCAGCCGUACAUGGGCGCCCUGCACGAUCCAGCCGGCUUCCAAGCGAUCCAAGCUGGCCUUGCUCAGCAAGGCUGGGGCGCUCGCGUCCUGCCGCAGCACAUCCAAAGCUCGCACCUCCCUCGAGGCGGCGGGCAGCAACCACAGCCGCAGCGACAGAUGUCUCAACCCACUGCUCAACAGCCACGACGGAGUCCCUCCCACACGCCUCCACCAGAUACCCGCGUGCUCGGUCCCACUUCGAUCGCCUACCUUGUCCACUCGACUGCUUUCAUCCCAGGCGCCGCCAUCGAGGCCCACGACAUCAAGCACAACCAGACCUUCGAGGUCGGAGCGAGCGGUGACGGCAUCAUUCGCUUCCACCGCGCCAAAGUCAGUGGUGCAUCGGGUCCGGGGGCGGACAAAGCGGCUGCAGCUACAUCUACGACUGAUCCGUACGAGGAAGAAGUGACGCGCAUACCUGAGUCCAUCAAAGGCCGCCUCGCGGGCGACGUGGCCGAAAAGCUCGUCAACACGUACUUCGAAAAGGUCGCCACCCUCUUUCCGGUCGUCACUAAGUCCGAGUUCCUUCAUCUGUCGCCCACACCGCCCCUGCUGCUCUAUGCCAUCUGCGGUGUCUCCGCGCUGAGUCGCCAGGUACCCAAGGAGGUGCUGGGCGCUGUCAAGAUGACGAUCAACGCUUUGUUCCGAGAGAACGAUUUCUUGUCUUCCUCCAACUCGGUGACCGUCCGUGCGCUCCUCGUCAUGUCGUUGCACGCCGACUUGCACGGGCCCGCGGCACUGCAGAGCGGCACCCGCUGUUGGAACCGGACUGGCGCUGCCAUCCGCAUGGCACAGGAUCUCGGCUUGCAUCGCGAUGCCAGCGGCAAGGAUGAAUUCUCGCACGACGCCUUCUUCUUGGAGCAGAAACGCAGGAUCUGGGGCUGUUGCGUCACUGCCGAUCGACUGCAGAGCAUUUCGCUCGGUCAUCCCAUGAUGAUCGAUCUCACUGACUGCGACGUGCGCCUUCCAUCGCCCUAUGAGAUUCUGCGAUCGUCCAGCGACCUUCCCUCGGAUCCAUCGACCGACCGUCCUUUCGCCUACAACACCGAGAUGCUCAAGCUCACCAUCCUCUUUGGCCGCGUCAUGAAGACUAUCUACAGCCCGACCGGUCUCAUGAACGCCACGGACGAGGAGAUCCUUAGCCUGCUCCGUGACAUCGACGCCUGGAAGGCAGCUCUACCCGAGGAGCUCGUGUUCAAUGGAGCCGACUCGAGUGCACCAGCAGGCAUCUUGCACGUUGGAUUUGCAUGCCUCAUGAUGCUCUUCUUCCGUGUGUUCAUGCGCAUCUCGUACAUCUGCCCUACGCACCUCAAGUUCAGUCUUACGAUCGAGCGGAUGAGCUCGCUGAUUCAGUACUCGACCGAGGCUAUUGCGUGGGUCGACAAGAACGACUUCUACCUCGACACGAUGCAGAUCGUCUCGUACUGCCUCGUCUCGUGUGCCACCGUCCAGUACCACGCUUUUGUCCGCCGCGGUGACCAGAACGCUCUGCUGCAGCUCAAGAAGGUUAACGAUAUCAUGGGUCGCUACCGUCGCGAGAAUCACGAUGCCGACGAUGUGGGCAUGCGCGGCAAAGCGGCGAGCGUCAUCUCGCUCCUCUGCGACAGUGCGGUUGGCGUGUACGACAACACGCCUUCUAGCGGAACUUUGAACCCCACCGCCGGUGUCACGAAUCGCAAAUCGCGCGAAAAUGUUCGCGGCAUUGUCUUUAAACCCGAUGCAUCUCGACCCGGAGGCGGCGUGUAUGUUGCUGCUGACCAGAGGCACGUAUUGCAAGAUCUGCCAAAGGGGACCAUCAUCAUGCAGGAGACACAGGACGGCAGCCGCGUCCCUGCGCUGGUGCGAACGGGCAACGCACAGAAUGGAGGAUGGCAGACGUACGACCAGUACCGCGCAGCUUUGGGCUUGUCGACCAACAAAGACGGGCAGGACAACUUCGCAGCCGCGCUUGCCAAUGGUGGAUUCGCCAUGCUCAACAGCGUCCACUCUUCGGCAGGGCCUUCUGGCCAGCAAAAGGGGGACAGCGCCACCUCGGCCAAGGUGUCGGGCACUUCGACCAUCACCAGCUCGAUCCCUGCCUUCCCUUCGUCGACGGCCAGCUCGGCGGACGCCAACCUGGAUCUCGUCCACCUCGGCGGCGACGUGUACCAGGACGCGGAAGGUCUGCCCGUCACUCGCGCCGGUGCUCGUCUCUUGACGAUGGUGCCAGUUGGGCCGAACGCGAUUAGCGAAAACAACGCCUUCCUCGACUCCAACUUCUUUGCUGGCUUCUCCGGUGCCGGCAACAACGACGGAAGCACUGCAUCAGGGACGGGCGCCAGCAACAAUUGCUUUGACACCAUGGCCAACCUCGGCUUCAGCAAUGGCAGUGGAGCGCAGCUGUCGGUGGCCAAGAACGCCAUCGGCCCCGCAAGUCCCAGUUUCAACUUCAACCCGCAUCUCAAUAAUGCCUACUGGGCGCCGGCAGAGUUUGUCUUUGAUGGAUCGCAGGGUGUUGGUGGCGAUGCAGCGGGGGUCAACGGGGGAAAUGGAGCGGCGGGUGGAGGAGCCAACGCGGUGGCAAGCAUGCUCGGCGGACGGGUGGAUGCGAACAUGCUCGACGGCAUCCCUGGUGCUCCGCUUGACUUUGCCAAUUGGGACGCCUAUUUCAGCCGCAUUAACCAGGGUUCGACGGAUGGCGACCAACAGCAGCAAAGGCCGUCGGACGAACAGCAGAACGGUGACGGCACAGGCUUUGCCAACACCACGUUCGGCAUCGAAGCGCAGAUGAUGGACGCUGGUCGAUUUUGA